AUGGAGACUUUUCAUCCUGGCCCAAGAGCCUUUGCUAUUGCUCUAUUAAUUGCGUUCCUUGGUACCAAGAACGGCAGAAACCUGGGUGCUGAAAUCAUCAACAAACACAUUAAGCAAACCAUCAUCUUUUGGCUUCCUCUCAGAGUAAGAUGCAAGAUCGUUGAGAAAAUCAUGAGCAUGCCGAUAAAGAAGGGUCGUGCUGUGAUGAGCACUGCCACUAAACCAUGGGGCGCUCAAUACGAUUAUAUCAGCCGGGUCCAGAAGAAUGGCAUUGCUGGUCAUUGGAUUGUCAAGGAUUCCCAUCUCGUCAAGAAGCAACAACGAGUUUCGUGGGUAGAAAAGACUGCAAUUGAAGCAGACCUUACUAUUUACUAUAUCCAUGGUGGUGGCUUUAGAUAUGGUGAUUCACUCAUGUACAUGGAAUCAUUUAUUCAUAUCAUUGAAUAUCUGAGAGAGACAAAAGGCUUGAACGUGCGCAUCUUUUCUAUCGAAUACAACCGUAUGCCAGAAGUUAGCUACCACAAAACCAAGGAAGACUGCUUGAAUGGAUACCGUUACUUGAUUAACCAUGUGAAGAUGGAUCCCAAGAAGAUUGUGUUUGCUGGUGACAGUGCUGGCGGUAAUCUUGUAGCUACAAGCUUGUUGGCUAUUCGAGACUUAGGUCUGCCUCAGCCAGCUGGCAAUGUCAUGAUUUCACCAUGGGCAAACAUUGACAAUAGCCAAUCACUUCGACCCAACAAAGUGUAUCUGGAUUGCUUGACUUUUAAGAUGCUAAACACUGAUCUUGGGAACUACUUUCCCGAAGCAGCCACUAGUGCCAGUGAAGAAGAAAAACGCCUUGCACUGCGCAACCCAGCCUACUCGCCUGUGUUUGCUUCAUUUACUGGAAUCUGUCCAACACUGGUUACAUAUGGUGGAACCGAAAUUUUCCAACAUGAUGUAGAGGAGCUAAUUGGGUGUUUGAAGCGAGAUCAAGUUAAAGUAGAUGUGAUUACAAGACAAGCACCCCAUAUUUGGCUAAUUUCGUCAAUAUUGGCUCCCUCUCAUGCAAUUUGGAAGACGGAUUGUUCCAAACUAGCAGAUUGGUGUGCCAAUUGUGUGCUUCAAUCGUAG
This is a messenger RNA of Mucor velutinosus, 1113 nucleotides long. RefSeq lists its product as uncharacterized. The coding region runs from base 1 to 1113 and encodes 370 amino acids. The record is from RefSeq and is a predicted model, not a curated record. NCBI's taxonomy places the organism in Eukaryota, Fungi, Mucoromycota, Mucoromycetes, Mucorales, Mucoraceae. Gene Ontology annotation, molecular function: lipase activity. The transcript has 3 exons.